AUGAAAAUUAGUGGAAGUUUAUAUCAUAUUGUGUUUGUUAAAAUGGUAUUCAAUGUAAAAUCAGCCGAUGAAAGUGUGGUCAACGCCAGUUUUGAUACGCAGAGUGCAGACGAACGAAAAACCACAGAAUGUAAACGAAGGAUUUCAACAGGCAAGCUCGAUAAGAGGUUCUCUUCCACGGAUCGAAAUGGAAGCCUGGAUUACAAAACAGUUAGAAAAGAAAACGGAGUAGCUGGUCACCAAAGUGACGUGAGACCAAGUGUUAAAAAAGUGUCCAGUGGUCCUUUUAGAGUCACCAGAUCCAACUCAGAUUGUGUUAAAAUGAAGGAAAUAGAGAAAGUACGUCCUGCUCUAGCAAGACGUCAUCCUUCUACGUGUUCCCUGCCUUCCAGAUUUGUGAAAUCAGUGCCUGAAAGCGAUAUGCAUCGCGGAUUAAGCCUUACUCGAAAGCCUCGUAUGUUUAAACAUAGUAAUUCGGAACCAUGUAAAAUUUCCCCUGAUUCAGUAUGUGCAUCGACUCCUAGUCCAACAGAUGUGAACGACAGAUUUCUUAAAAGAUGUUCAAGUGAUCAAGAAGUGGGCUCAAAUUAUCAGCAACUGGAUAUUGUUGGUGAAAGUUUCGAUGCUAGGUUCCCUUGGCAAAGAGAUGUUUCUGUUCAGUGUAAUAUACCACCAGUUCUAAGUCCAAGAUCAUAUAUUAGUCCCCCGUGUUAUCCAAGUAGUCCCUUGUAUCCAACAUCCCCCAUCCGAAAAGAUGAACCUCACAAUAGUGUUUCAAAUGCUGUUGCAGUUGUUAGACGCCGGAAGCAAAAUUUCAAAAAAGAGAGACCAAAGACGAUUGGACCCAUAGAAAAUAAUAUGUUUGAAAAUGAACUUGCAAAGUUUAGAGACAUGCAUUCACGUCGGAAUCGUUUAUCGGAUCCCAAUCUUGCUAAUUUAUUCCAAAGUCCACCGGGAACUAGGAAACGCGGUCCAUUGAUAUUGUCCGACGACACAGGAUCCAUUUCUGAUUUGGAAUCUAUAUUAGAAAAUCCCGACAUGGAUAGGUAA
Messenger RNA from Lottia gigantea (owl limpet), 1050 nucleotides. RefSeq lists its product as hypothetical. Lineage: Eukaryota; Metazoa; Mollusca; Gastropoda; Lottiidae. Bases 1 to 1050 code for a protein of 349 amino acids. The transcript is spliced from 2 exons. The record is from RefSeq and is a predicted model, not a curated record.